Messenger RNA from Beauveria bassiana ARSEF 2860, 1830 nucleotides. Its product is annotated as amidase-like protein. The transcript has 5 exons. The record is from RefSeq and is a predicted model, not a curated record. The coding region runs from base 1 to 1830 and encodes 609 amino acids. Lineage: Eukaryota; Fungi; Ascomycota; Sordariomycetes; Hypocreales; Cordycipitaceae. Gene Ontology annotation, molecular function: catalytic activity.
AUGUCCUCCUCUACCAAGUCUUUUGCGCCGCCCAAGGAUUUCCUAUCCUAUCCAGACAUUGACGAGAUUAUUUCGCCCGAAUACAAGCCUCGCAAGGACGCCAAUCCCGUCCUAUCUGGCUUGCCGCUCGUCAUCGCUUCUAGUCUUUUGACGCACUCAUCCUUUUUGGCCAAAAUCUUUUACAACAAUGCAGGCUUGCAAAAGAUUAAAGACCUACCUUUUCUCGACGAUGUACCCUAUACCUUUCACCCUCUUGUCAUUCCCCUCGGUGACAAUGCGCCUAUGGUUGAGCUAGGCGAAGCACAGCUCAAUCCCCCAAAUAGAGGAGACACGCAUCACUAUACCGCCAGCGACUACCAUGCCAUGUACAAGUCGGGCCAAGUCACCCCCUUGCAAGUCGUCACACUUCUUCUCUCUCUUACUAGCAAAUACGCCAAGGAGCCCUCCGUAUACCAAGACGCUUGGGCUGACUCGCACGGUGCGGAUCACAUCGUUCUCGAGGCCGCCACGGCGUCUACUGAGCGAUGGGCCGCGGGCCAGCCGCUCGGCAUACUGGAUGGUGUUCCGAUUGGUGUCAAAGAUGACCUUCCCGUGAAGGGCUACAUUGAUCACGACGGAAUGGCCUACAAAAAAGGUGUGCCUUUCUUUAGCCCAGCGGAAGUGACUGUAUGGCCUGUACAAGCCCUUCAAGAUGCCGGUGCCGUCGUCAUUGGAAAGAACAGAAUGCAUGAGCUGGGUUCGGAUACCAAUGGCUUGAAUCCUCACCAAGGAACUCCUACGAAUCACCUCAAUAACCAGUACUACCCCGGCGGUUCGUCAUCCGGCGCCGGCUCUUCCCUCGGCGCAGGAAUCAUCCCCGUUGCCGUCGGUACCGACGCCGGCGGCAGCGUGCGCUUCCCGGCCGUCUACAACGGCGUAUACGGUCUGAAGCCGACGCACCACCGCACCUUCGAAUUGAACAGCACCAUGUGCGUCGUUGGGCCCAUGGCCGCCAACGUCGCCGACCUGACCAUUGCCUACCGCGUCAUGUCGCAGCCCGACCCCCAGACGUCCAUUCAGAGCAAGUUUGCCGUGUCGCGGCCUCCCGCCGCCGGCAGCACAAGGUACAUUGGCGUCGACCGCGCGUGGUGGGGUGCGUCGGAUCCCCGCGUCAUCAGCGCGUGCAACAAGGCCCUCGAUCACUUUACCUCGCAGGGCUACGAGCUGGUCGACAUUACCAUUCCGUACAUUGACGAAGCGCAGACGGCGCACGGAGGCGUCACCAUUGCCGAGAUGACAGAGACUGCGCGCCGCCGGGGCGGCGGCGGUUCGAGCUGGACAAGCCUCAUCGGUCCCGUCAACAAGCUCGUCCUCGCCCUGGGCCUCGAGACCAACGCCGCCGAUCUCCUCAAGUUCAACUCGAUGCGGACGCUCAUCAUGCGCCACAUGGCCUGGCUGUUCCAGAAAUACCCCGGCCUGCUCGUCCUGACGCCCACGGCCCCGUUCCUCGGGUGGGAGAAGAAGCCGUCGCACGCCAAGCACGGCGUCAGCGACGGCGACAAGACGUUCCUCAGCAUGAUUUACGUGUUCCUCGCCAACCUGGCUGGUCUACCGGCGCUGACGGCGCCCGUCGCCUACGUCGACCCCGACCAGGGCGAGGGCAGGGUGUGCGUCGGCAUGAUGGCCACGGGUGAAUGGGGCGCCGAGGAGGCUUUGCUCGCCUGGGCGGCCGACGCAGAAACAUAUCUGCACGAAGUCUAUCCCGAAGGCCGUAGAAGGCCCAAUACGUGGGUCGACGUGCUGGGCCUGGCUGCACAGCAAGGCGCAGCCCAGAGCAACGGUCAAAUCUAG